AAACCUCUUACUUUGAUCUUCUUUUUUUCUUUUAUCCUCUCAAGUCUGGGUGCCAUAAAAAAAUUGGGUUUUAAAGAUCUGAUAUUUCAUUCUAUUGAAGGGUCUAUUUUAUUUUAUUUUAUUUUUCUUGUGAAUGGGUUCAUCUAAUCGACUGUUCAACAGACAGAGAACUGUUCAUGAGAUCCUUGGUGGAGGUUUUGUUGCAGAUGUGAUGUUGUGGAGGCGAGGGAACUUGACAAUGGGGAUCCUGUUAGUGACACUAGCUGCUUGGGUGGUGUUUGAGAAAUCCGGUUACACUCUGCUAUCACUAGUCUCUAAUGUUCUCCUCCUCCUUAUUGGCAUUCUAUUUCUUUGGGCCAAAUCUGCUGCAAUUCUUAACAGACCUGCACCACCUCUUCCAGAAUUGUAUCUAUCAGAAGAAACAGUAAAUGAAAUGGGAGCUUUCAUUCGAGCCCAUGUAAAUGAUAUUCUCUCAGCUUCUAAAGAUAUAGCGUUAGGUAAAGAUGCAAGGCUGUUCUUCAAAGUUGCUGGAUACUUGUUGCUGACUUCACUUGUUGGUGGCCUUACUGAUUUCCUUACUUUGGGUUACACCAGCCUUGUUGUUGUUCUCACAGUUCCUGCACUUUACGAGAGAUACGAAGACUAUAUCGAUUCGUAUACUAUACUCGGAUACAGGAAAAUGCAGCAGUUGUAUGUGAAAUUUGAUUCUAAGUUUGUGAACAGAUUCCGGAAAUGGAUUUUGGAGAAGCAGAAGUUAAGUUGAUUUAUCUUUUGUUUCUUCUUCUGGUUUCUUUUCUUUUUUCGGUUUUCAGAUUUGAGUGUGACAAACACAGGCACAAAGUUUGGUGUUUUGAGCAGUGGAGAUGUGGAAAAAAAAAAUGGAGUUUCCUUGUCUUAAGCUGAUGCUUUCCCUAUCUGUGUUAUUGUUUCCCGGCAUGUGAGUUAGGCUAUCGAGGAGAGAGAUGUUAUUGAAGCCACAGCUCAAUGAAAAUCAUCUUUAUUGAAAUGAAUAGUUGAGCAACAUUUGUACAAGGUUUUUAUGUUAGUAAAAUGUAAUUCCAAAACAAACUCAGAAGUUUAACUUGGUUAGUAAAUCACUGGUUGAUUUAUGCAGGAAGAACUUUACCCCCGAUGUAACUAUCUCCUACCAAAAAAACAACUAAAACCCUUGAACUUCAAAACUUCAUGUUAAUGUUGAAGCUAUGAGCAAAAGAUUGUUCUUUUCUCGUUAA
This is a messenger RNA of Gossypium raimondii (Peruvian cotton), 1232 nucleotides long. Its product is annotated as reticulon-like protein B12. The record is from RefSeq and is a predicted model, not a curated record. Lineage: Eukaryota; Viridiplantae; Streptophyta; Magnoliopsida; Malvales; Malvaceae. The transcript has 4 exons. The coding region runs from base 134 to 763 and encodes 209 amino acids.